Messenger RNA from Chinchilla lanigera (long-tailed chinchilla), 966 nucleotides. Its product is annotated as olfactory receptor 1038-like. NCBI's taxonomy places the organism in Eukaryota, Metazoa, Chordata, Mammalia, Rodentia, Chinchillidae. Gene Ontology annotation, biological process: G protein-coupled receptor signaling pathway; sensory perception of smell. Bases 1 to 966 code for a protein of 321 amino acids. Gene Ontology annotation, cellular component: membrane. The record is from RefSeq and is a predicted model, not a curated record. Gene Ontology annotation, molecular function: odorant binding; olfactory receptor activity; G protein-coupled receptor activity. The transcript has a single exon.
AUGGCUGAAAGGAACACCACCAAAGUGACACAGUUUAUUCUUUUGGGCUUUUCUGUCCACAGAGAGAUUGAAAUUAUUCUCUUUGUGAUCAUUUUUGCAGUAUAUACUUUGACUUUGUUAGGAAAUGUUGGGAUGAUUUCAUUGAUCCAGUUGGAUUCUCGGCUUCACACACCCAUGUAUUUUUUCCUCAGUAAUCUGGCCUUUGUAGACCUCUGUUACUCCUCGUCAAUAGCUCCCAAGUUCCUAGAUACCCUCGUGACCAAGCAGAGGUCUAUAGCUUUCUAUGCAUGUGCAACACAACUGGGCUUUUUCCUGAACUUCUUGAUUUCAGAGAUGUUCCUCCUCGCAGUGAUGGCUUAUGACCGCUAUGUGGCCAUUUGCAAUCCUCUUCUCUACAUGGUGCACAUGUCCCAAAAGGUGUGCACGUGGCUGGUAUUGGGCCCCUACUUAUACAGCUUUUCUGUUGCUUUGCUCCACACCAUAGUUACUUUCCAAUUGACCUAUUGCGGCCCCAAUAUAAUCAAUCAUUUCUAUUGUGAUGAUGUCCCUCUGAUGGCCCUUGCCUGCUCAGACACCAGCCUCAAAGAGAUCCUGAUAUUCAUCUUUGCUGGGUUCAACAUGGUCAGCUCAUUGGCCACUGUGCUUAUUUCCUAUCUGUACAUUGUGGCUGCCAUCUUGAGAAUCCAGUCUACAGAAGGGAGGCGCAAAGCUUUCUCUACUUGCGCCUCUCACCUGACUGCUGUGACCAUCUUCUAUGGGACUCUGAUCUUCAUGUAUCUACAGCCCAAAUCCAACCAUUCCCUUGACACAGACAAAAUGGCCUCUGUGUUCUACACCAUGGUCAUCCCCAUGCUGAACCCCAUGAUCUACAGCCUGAGGAAUCAGGAGGUAAAAAACGCCUUGAGGAAAGCCGUGGGAAAAUGUUACGUCCUGCCACUAACACAUUUUAAAAAGGGAGUUUCCUGA